UCUCCCGCUCUCCUCAUCAUCAUCUUUCCAAUGGACCAGCCAACGACGCCUGUAACAGCAGAUUUCUCCUCUUCGCCACCCAAGCGCACCAAGAUUGUACUUCUGGGAGACCAGAGUGUUGGCAAAACAAGUCUCAUUACUCGCUUUAUGUAUGACACGUUCGACAACACCUACCAGGCCACCAUCGGCAUCGACUUUCUCAGCAAAACGAUGUAUCUCGAGGACAGGACAGUGAGGUUACAACUUUGGGAUACUGCGGGCCAAGAGCGAUUCCGCUCACUUAUACCUUCAUAUAUUCGUGAUUCCUCAGUCGCAAUUGUUGUUUUUGAUAUCACAAACCGGCAGUCAUUCUUGUCGACAACGAAGUGGAUAGAAGAUGUACGUUCUGAGCGUGGAAACGACGUUAUCAUUGUACUGGUCGGGAACAAGGCAGAUUUGUCGGACAAACGGCAAGUGACGCUGGAGGAAGCGACCGCUAAAUCGACGCAACUGAACAUAAUGUUCAUGGAAACUUCUGCUAAAGCUGGGCACAAUGUUAAAAGUCUGUUCAAGAAGAUUGCGCUGUCGCUGCCAGGAAUGGAGAAGGAGGGUCAAAACGAUGCCAAUACUAAAAUUGAUGUUACGACGCAGUCUGCGGGCGAGGUGCCUGAAGCGUCGCAAUGCAACUGUUAA
Molecule: messenger RNA, 672 nt
Organism: Mycena indigotica
Lineage: Eukaryota; Fungi; Basidiomycota; Agaricomycetes; Agaricales; Mycenaceae
Product: GTP-binding protein ryh1
Exons: 6
Coding region: 31-672 (213 amino acids)
Molecular function (GO): GTPase activity; GTP binding
Source: RefSeq, a predicted model, not a curated record